GUGGCCCUGCAGAGCGGAUUCCCCUCAGUUUGAGCCAGGAUGGCGGCGGCGAUGGUUCUUCUGAAUGUCGUUUUGCUCAUGGCUGUGUCCGCCUCAACGGCGGCGAUGGUCGGAGGGGCCAGGGAGGUGGACGUCACCAAGGGCGGCCUGGUCAGGGAGGCGGCUCGCUUCGCUCUGGGCCAGGCCUUCCUGGAGGACGAAGGAGAAGGAGCCGGGGAGCCUUCCCUCUGGGCGCUGCGCUCCGCCAAAACCCAGGUGGUGAACGGGAUCAAGUAUUACCUGGACAUCACCUUGUUGAAGAAUCAAUGCGGGAGGAGCCAGGAUGCGGCCAAUUGUGUCCCUUCAGGAGAGCCAGAACAAGUGUCGUGUCAUUUUGAAGUCUGGAUUCAGCCCUGGGCAGGCAGGAAGCAGCUGGUGAAGGAAGAGUGUCGCCCGGCUGAGCCCUCUGAAGUAGCUCAGGUGGCAAAAUUGGGAACCUGGGAAGUGCUUCGCCCCAGGGUUCUGGGUGCAGAUGGCGAGGAGUCGUCCCAGGAGGAGAGGCAUCUGCAGAAUGCCUCAGUCCACCUGGUUUCCCGCUUCAAGGACUUUGUGACCACCUACAAAAAGAGCUACAAGGACAAAAGGGAGGCUGAGAAACGCUUCCGGAUCUUUGCUGAGAAUCUGGAGAAGGCCCAAGUCAUUCAAGAGCUGGACCGGGGCACAGCGGAGUACGGAGUCACCAAAUUUAGUGACCUGACAGAGGAGGAGUUCCGCUCCACGUACCUGAACCCGCUGUUGUCCAAGCUGCCGGUCCGGCCAAUGAAAGCAGCCACCAUUCCCAGCGACCCCAUGCCAGAGGAAUGGGACUGGCGGGACCAUGGGGCUGUCACAGGGGUCAAGGACCAGGGCAGCUGUGGCUCCUGCUGGGCAUUCUCUGUCACAGGCAAUGUGGAAGGACAGUGGUUUCUCAACAAGGGAUCCUUGGUCUCUCUCUCAGAGCAAGAGUUGCUGGACUGUGAUGCCUUGGACCAGGCCUGUGGAGGAGGGCUGCCAUCCAACGCCUAUGAGGCCAUUGAGGGACUUGGUGGCCUGGAGACUGAGCGCGACUACAGCUAUGAGGGCUAUGAGCAGAGGUGCAACUUCUCCAAGGACAAGGUGGCCGUUUACAUCAAUAGUUCUGUGGCCAUCUCCCGGGAUGAGAAAGAGAUUGCGGCCUGGUUGGCAAAGAAUGGACCCAUCUCCAUCGCUCUUAAUGCCUUUGCCAUGCAGUUCUACAGGAAGGGAGUCUCUCACCCCUUCUUCCUUCUCUGCAAUCCGUGGAUGAUAGACCAUGCAGUCCUCUUGGUUGGCUACGGGACACGUGGAACUAUACCAUUCUGGGCUAUCAAGAACAGCUGGGGUGAAGACUGGGGAGAAGAGGGCUACUACUACUUGUACCGGGGCAGCCGCGCCUGUGGCAUGAACACGAUGUGCAGCUCUGCCGUGGUGGAUUAGGUGCCCGAUUGUCAUCGCCUCCCCACUUCGUAUAGGUCCAAAAUUGCCUCCUGAUUGUCUUUCCCUCCAGUAUUAAGAUGGGAACCUAGGCCACCUUAAUCGCAGGUUAUCCUGAUCCACUAAACUUGGCAACUAAUUUGUCAUGAGCCACAUGGAGAGUGACAGAUCUGGCCCCAUGCCCUCAUAGGAGACAACCUUCCCUCCCCAUAUGCUAUUGACCAUAGGGAUUAGGGUAGAGCCAUAGUCGUACCAUGAUCCUUGCACCAGUCCUGCCUUUAGAUAGAGGGGUGUCUCCUUCGCAGCUGGAUUUUGUAAGGUUGCAAUGGGGCAGAGGCGGUCAUCUUGGAACAUGGCUUUUGAGAUGAUGAAAAUUAUUAGCUUCUCCAAAACAGGUCAAGGCUUGGCUCUGAAUCUCUCCUUGUUUCUCAAGUUGGGCCUUCCUGAGCUAAUUCUUUGGAAGUCAAGAAGGCACGCUUGCAAGGUAAAAAAAGCAUAGUUCAGGACCCAACAAACUCAGACAAAUGUAGGGCUCUUCUAGGUUUGGAAAUGCAUCAGGAAGUUGCGGAGUUUCUUGCUGUAGUGACAUUUCUCUUAGGUCAGUUCCCAUUGCCAACUGCAACAUUUGAGUGGGCUUCUUUUUUAAUGCCAAGAUAUAUCGGAACCGUUUCUUCCUUUGUCAUCUCCUUUCUUUUCCUUUUUUAGACCUAUAGUACUGAGGUAUAUUAGUGAAAUGGCACUACGCUAAUGUAAGAUAAUCCCAUAAGUAUUAAUGGGUGAAUUUCUUUUCAUGGAGAUAGAGAGAGCAUGGAGGACUAACACUUGACAGUAUUUCUUUCCCUUUGAUAAUUCCUAUUUAUUUUAAGAAGGUCAAAGGCGUCUCCCUCUUUCUUGCCUCCAGUCCUUUUGCACUAAUGCAUCCUCCUCCCGGUUGGGAUUGUAGCACUAAUAAAUGGGGCACUCCAUCCCACGAUCGCUCUUGUAUUUCUGUUAGGACGAAGCUGAGCUGGGAGACUGGGGUGACAAAGUCACACGUCCGUGGCCAGAGGUCUGAAGACACUAACUCACAAGGUUGGAUUGCCUCCUCCUCCAGCCAGGGACCAAUGCUCAGGGAAGCCAUAACCCCAGUGUUACAUGGGUCGAGGUCAGGGCUGGGGAAAGCAUGGGGAAAAUGGCUCUGGAAGCCAACAUGAGAAGCUCUCCUUGGGGCCCAAAAUGGUCAAGGGAGGGACCAAAACAUGGCAGUUUUGCCCCCAUGCCAUUUAGGGGAUGUUAGGGAGCCAAACCCUAUUAAAGGCUUUGGAGUUGCUUCCAGGACCAGUUUUUUCCUAAUGAUUGCCCACCCCUGGUUUAGAUUCUGUGGUUUCCUUUCCACCCCAAAAGCCACUUUAAAUUCAAAUCUGUGUUAAUAUUCAGCGCUGGCAUUGUACCCACGUUUCCUGGGUGGCAGGUUUGAAAGAGUGCUAUCAUGCUCUAAGGUGCCCCUAAUAUUGGGGUGUCCAGAGCCCCUCGCAUCCCACUACAACAUGCUUUUUUCUGGGUCAUGCUGCUGUUUCGUUUUGCUAGCUAGGCUUUAGCCGAGGUCAAUAAUAAUAAUAACAAUAAUAAUAAUUGUACUUGGAAAAUAUUGUUACUGGAAGAAAGUAUAGGGUAAACAGAGGUUGUGUGUGUGUGUUUUUGCUCCCUUUCAUUUGGGUGUGAGUUUCCUUGGAAGGGGAUAAAUCCUGAAAGACCCAAGUCUUCAGUUGUUCACUUUAAAGACACGGCAUUCUGUUGUUUCUGUAUUUUUCGCACUACUACUAAUAAUAAAAGCGGACUGUUGUAAGUGA
This is a messenger RNA of Sceloporus undulatus (fence lizard), 3299 nucleotides long. RefSeq names its product cathepsin F (gene CTSF). The record is from RefSeq and is a predicted model, not a curated record. Gene Ontology annotation, molecular function: cysteine-type endopeptidase inhibitor activity; cysteine-type endopeptidase activity. NCBI's taxonomy places the organism in Eukaryota, Metazoa, Chordata, Lepidosauria, Squamata, Phrynosomatidae. Gene Ontology annotation, cellular component: lysosome. The transcript is spliced from 14 exons. Bases 40 to 1473 code for a protein of 477 amino acids.